This is a messenger RNA of Daldinia loculata, 438 nucleotides long. RefSeq lists its product as uncharacterized. Gene Ontology annotation, biological process: proteasome assembly. The coding region runs from base 1 to 438 and encodes 145 amino acids. The record is from RefSeq and is a predicted model, not a curated record. The transcript has 2 exons. NCBI's taxonomy places the organism in Eukaryota, Fungi, Ascomycota, Sordariomycetes, Xylariales, Hypoxylaceae.
AUGGAUGCCUCACAAGUAGUCGAAGCGCCGUUCCCGGCUCAGUCAAAAGCUGCUACUGGACCUAUUGACGGAAUAGCAACCGAAGCUUCUGCUCUGCACUUUUCGGACAAGAUACUUGUUACUCUAUCUCAAGAGGGCAGAUUAUCACAAUGGAUUCAAGUACCAUUGUCGGCACCGUCACCAGCCAGCGUAGACAUGGCCUUAGCAAAUUCUAGCUUGCUGCCCUUGUCUCACUUAACACCCAAAACACUACUUGGCGGAGGUGGUGAAGAGCGUGAAUCCUUAGCGCAGCUGUAUGCUGUUCAAAUCGCUAGUCACAUCGUAAGGAGAAACUCGGAUGAGAAUCGUACCCUCGUCGUUGGACUUGGUCUUAAAACGCUUAAGCCCGAACGCGAAGCCUUCUUUGACGUCCUUGAACUCAUUCAAAAGGUCUUGUAA